This is a messenger RNA of Zychaea mexicana, 1131 nucleotides long. RefSeq names its product major facilitator superfamily domain-containing protein. Gene Ontology annotation, molecular function: transmembrane transporter activity. NCBI's taxonomy places the organism in Eukaryota, Fungi, Mucoromycota, Mucoromycetes, Mucorales, Lichtheimiaceae. The transcript has 3 exons. Gene Ontology annotation, biological process: transmembrane transport. The annotation marks the transcript as partial. The record is from RefSeq and is a predicted model, not a curated record.
UCAGGCGAUAUUACUGGCUCGUUAUCCAUGUAUUCCGAAUUCGUAUCUAUGGUGGCUGUUGUAUGCUGGGGAAUUUUAUCCGAUCACUUUGAAAAACGAACGAUCAACUCGGCUUCGAUCGUCAUUAUGGGAGUCAUCGUAAUUGCCUACCCAUACGCACCCAACGUUUAUCCAACUCUUUUGCUCUUAAAAUUUAUCUACUCCAUUGGAACAGCAGGCACGACGUGCAUGAUGGCAGCAUUUAUGCUCGAUAUUGUACAUGGAGAACGUAGCGGAAUGGUGUCUGGGUUGAUCGGAACGUGCUCGGGUUUAGGCGCUAUCUUCGCCGCAUUUGUACUUUUUACGGUGCCGACACGAAUGUCCCAUCUGGUCGGUUCUCCCAAUGAUCCUCGACUUAUUAUCUAUGGCUACGCCGUUAUUGGAGCCGUCACCAUUGCCCUUGGAUUUAUCUUUUGGUUCAUUACACCCAAAAACGCCCCUGCUACUCCAACUACAACACGAUGGAGCACAGCGUACAAUGACUUGCGACAUGGUGUUCUCGCAGCAAAAGACCCACGUAUUGCAAUUGGCUAUGCAUCCAGCUUUUUCGCACGCGCUGACGAGGUUAUUAUAUCCAAUUUUAUCUCCUUGUGGAUACAGCAGUACUAUAUCGACACUGGCAAGUGUCAAGUUGGGCUUUAUUGCCCUUACGCCUCAUCGACCACGCAUACCAUGACCGGUAUCGCUCAGUCAGUAGCCUUGGUCAUCGCCCCAUUUUUUGGUAUCGGUAGUCAGUAUUCGAAGGAGUGGUCUCUCAUUGUCGCUGGUUGUAUUGGUGUUGCUGGCUGUAUUCCGUUUGCAUUCUCGAUCGAUCCUACUGCCAAUACGAGUCUGGCUUUUAUUAUUUUGCUAGCAAUGGGCCAAUAUGGUAUGAUCACCGCGGGUAUGAGUAUGAUCUCUCGGAAAACCGUCAAACCAGAAUACCGUGGAGGCGUGGCAGGCAUCUACUCUUUAUGUGGCUGUAUCGGUAUCAUCAUCGUCUCUAAAGUUGGUGGCGUUCUCUUUGACGUAUGGAUGAAAGGUGCACCCUUUCUUUUGCUUGGUAUCGGUCAUGGCAUUGUUUCCUUAUUGGCUCUAGCUCACUUCCUCUAU